Messenger RNA from Conger conger (European conger), 915 nucleotides. RefSeq names its product RNA binding motif protein 8A (gene rbm8a). Gene Ontology annotation, biological process: RNA splicing. NCBI's taxonomy places the organism in Eukaryota, Metazoa, Chordata, Actinopteri, Anguilliformes, Congridae. Gene Ontology annotation, molecular function: mRNA binding. Bases 70 to 591 code for a protein of 173 amino acids. Gene Ontology annotation, cellular component: exon-exon junction complex; cytoplasm; nucleus. The record is from RefSeq and is a predicted model, not a curated record. The transcript has 6 exons.
GCCUGCUGAGACACACUCAAUAUCCCAGAAGUCAGUCCACACGCCCGAGUUGUUUUCUGACUGUCAAAUAUGGCGGAUGUACUGGACCUACAUGAAGCAGGAGGCGAGGAUUUUCCUAUGGAUGAGGAUGAGAGCAUCCAUAAGCUGAAAGAAAAGGCCAAAAAAAGGAAGGGACGAGGUUUUGGAUCAGUAGAUGAGGGAGCCAGGUCUAGAGCCAGAGAGGACUAUGACACUGUGGAACAGGAUGGUGAUGAGCCAGGCCCACAGAGAUCGGUGGAGGGUUGGAUUCUGUUUGUCACUGGGGUACAAGAAGAGGCCACUGAGGAGGACAUCCAUGACAAGUUUGCAGAGUUUGGGGAGAUCAAAAACUUGCACCUGAACCUGGACAGAAGGACAGGCUAUCUGAAGGGAUACACACUUGUGGAGUAUGAGACGUAUAAGGAGGCCCAGGCUGCCAUGGAUGGACUGAAUGGCCAGGACCUCAUGGGCCAACCAAUCAGUGUAGACUGGGGCUUUGUAAGAGGACCACCCAAAGGCAAAAGAAGGAGUGGGCGGAGACGCAGUAGAAGCCCUGACAGGAGACGGCGCUGAUUCACUCCCAACUCCAAUUUCACUGGCUACUGCCAUACUGCUGACCCUUCCACCAACCAAUGGGAGACUGACAAGAAGGUUUCAUUCACAAUAGGUUAUUUUGUUACAAAUGUCAUUUUUAUUUUGCAGGUCUUUAAAGUGGCAAUAGAUGGUCAAUUUUCAGGUUUACACAUUUUCUAAGGAAAAUAAGUUAUCCAAUUUGUUACUCUUUUUAUCACUGCAUAGUUUAAUCCUCUGAAUAACUCAUGGUCUUUGGUGGUUUGGUAGGACUAUCAGUUCUUAUUAAACUGUUUAAAAUAAAUAAAUUGUUGAUAUUGGACCAAA